GGAAACCUCACAAAUAGAAACAAAUUCCACCAUUCUCGCUACCUCCGACUCCAAUUUCCAUUCUGAUCAGAAAACACUACAAUGGCGUCUCGUAUUGCUCAAAUUGCUGGUCAUCUCAAUUAUCCCAAGGGAUUACUUGCUGGUCAAGUAGCUAUAAUUACCGGUUCUGGUCAAGGUAUUGGUGCGGAAACUGCGAAACUCUUCGCGAAUGAAGGAGCCAAAGUGAUUAUAUCUGAUAUUGAUGGCGCCAAAGCCAAAUCCGUCGCCGACGAAAUCAAUUCCGCAGAAAGCGGCCGCGCAGUCGCAGUUCCAGGCGACAUGCUUGAUGCCGAGUAUCUCAAAGUACUUGUGAAAAAAGCUGCAGAAUUUGGAAACGGAAAAAUUCAUAUAAUAGUAAACAAUGCGGGAUAUACAUGGGAUGGCGUAAUCCACAAAAUGACUGACAAACAAUGGGAAAACAUCUUGGCUCUCCACAACACCGCCCCUUUUAAACUCAUCCGCGAAGCAGCGCCCUAUUUUCGCGUCACAGAUGGUGAACCGAGAUGUAUAGUAAAUAUAUCUUCUACAUCAGGUGUUCAUGGUAGUGCCGGCCAGGCCAAUUACGGAGUUGCGAAAUCGGGAAUUAAUGGACUUACGAAAGUGAUUGCGAAAGAAUGGGGUCCGAAGUUUGGAGUAAGAUGUAAUAGUAUAGCAUUUGGACAUAUAUUGACGAGAUUGACUGCUGCGAAAGAAGAGGGAGCUUUUGUGACAACGCCGGAUGGAGAGAAAAUUGCGUUGGGGAUACCGAAGGGUCAGGGGAGUCAGGGUAAAGAUGCGAAUUUGGAUAUUCCGUUGAGGAGGGCGGGUACGGCAGAGGAAGCGGCGAAGAGUAUUUUGGCGGUCGCGAGUCCGUUGUUUGGGUAUGUGACGGGGCAGGUUAUUAUGGUUACGGGAGGGAGAAAUAUGUAGGUUUAUUUAGGUAUCAGAAAUGAUGUGUUGUUUUGCUCCGGGGUAUAGUUGCUUUACUUAUGCUUGAGUGAACAUACCUUUUGAAAAUGGGUCAUCAUUUUUUCGAAAAUUUCGAAGAAAUUUCUAUCGAUUCCCAUGGUUUCCCGAUUCGAUCUUUUCCUUGAUAGGCAUAGGAAUUUCAAAUAGAACCACGCAAAUCGGCACCUGCUAAUGAAAUAAC
Messenger RNA from Botrytis porri, 1168 nucleotides. RefSeq lists its product as uncharacterized. Gene Ontology annotation, molecular function: oxidoreductase activity. NCBI's taxonomy places the organism in Eukaryota, Fungi, Ascomycota, Leotiomycetes, Helotiales, Sclerotiniaceae. The record is from RefSeq and is a predicted model, not a curated record. The transcript has 2 exons. The coding region runs from base 82 to 948 and encodes 288 amino acids.